Hermetia illucens (black soldier fly) is the source of this 2281-nucleotide messenger RNA. Its product is annotated as 4-coumarate--CoA ligase 1. Lineage: Eukaryota; Metazoa; Arthropoda; Insecta; Diptera; Stratiomyidae. Gene Ontology annotation, molecular function: long-chain fatty acid-CoA ligase activity. The record is from RefSeq and is a predicted model, not a curated record. The transcript has 6 exons. Gene Ontology annotation, biological process: fatty-acyl-CoA biosynthetic process; long-chain fatty acid metabolic process. Bases 174 to 1808 code for a protein of 544 amino acids.
UGUUGUGAGUGUCUGCUUAUCGGCUGUGAUAAGAAUAGAGUGACUUGAGUAAAAAUUUUGUGGGCACGAAACGCAAUAAGAUCCGCAUUGAGUUCAUUCAGUUAUAACGUUUAGUGUUCGUCGGUCACAGCCUCCCCAAAACACAAAGUUCUGCAAGUAGACGCUCCACCACAAUGUCGCAGGUAACAGCUAUCAACAAUAUCCUCUACGGCGGAAAAAUUGAAGAUGGGAUUACGAAAGAUGCAAAAUCAAUGGGACAGUUUGUCCUGGAUCGUUUCAAGGAGAUUGAAAAUCAUGUGAUUUUGGUUGAUGGGUUAAAUGGCACCGAAGUCACUGCAAAACAGUUCCGAGCAAUGAUUAUUGACUUUGCAAUAAAUUUGCGAGCUUUGGGAGUGAAGGAAGGUGUUUCAGUGGGUAUCUGUUGCGAGAAUCGGCUAGAAUUCGCCUGUACUAUGUACGGGGUAAUGUUGCUGAACGCUACGCUUGCCCCCUGCAAUGUGACCUACACAGAACGUGAACUGCAUCAUGCAUUUAGUCUAUCCAAACCAAAAGUCAUUUUCGCUUCAACUGCUACAGUUAAGAAGGUGGCUAAAGUUGCAGAAAAGAACUCCUUCAUUAAGCAUAUAGUUUGUUUUGGGGAGGUGCCGCCAUUAAAACAUAUUAUACCAUAUUCAAAGUUCCUAAAAACUGUAAAAGAUAAGCCAAAAGGAGACUUCAAAGUGAAGCCAACAAACGUACGAGAAAAUGUUUUACUAAUUUUAUGUUCAUCUGGAACAACUGGUCUUCCAAAAGGUGUUCAAUUGACACAAAAUAAUGUUUUACGCACAGCCGAUGGGCAAUUUGAAUCGAGAGGUAUCCUACAGGAAGCUACCGUUUUGAGUGUUAUUCCAUGGUUCCAUGCUUACGGAUGUCUAACUUUGAUGAUGCUGACAGCGAUAGGUGCAAGAGUAGUUUUUUUGCCAAAAUUCCAGGAGCACCACUUCUUAAAUUGUAUACAGCAAUUCCAAGUUGAUGCCGCUUUCAUGGUUCCUCCUUUGAUGGUUUUCCUAGCGAAACACCCUAUGAUCGAUAAUUAUGAUUUAUCCUCCUUGAAAAUUUUAAUGUGUGGUGCUGCUUCUCUUAGUAAAGAGACAGCAAAUGCAGUACAAGAGCGAAUUGGAGUACCAUUGAUUCGUCAAGGAUACGGUUUGAGUGAGGCUACAUUGAGCCUUACAGUGCAAAGUGAUGGUCACGACACACCGGGUAGCGUGGGAACAGUUCGAGCGGAUACAUAUGCCAAAGUCAUUGAUACGGAAACUGGUAAACCUUUGGGACCGAACCAGCGCGGUGAAUUGUGUUUCAAAGGUGAUGUUAUUAUGAAGGGCUAUGUGGGCGAUAAGAAAGCUACCGAACAAACUAUCGAUAGUGAUGGCUGGCUGCAUACAGGAGAUAUUGGCUACUAUGAUGAAGAGUUUAACUUUUUCGUCGUUGAUCGCAUCAAGGAACUCAUCAAAUAUAAAGGAUUUCAAGUUCCUCCAGCUGAAAUUGAAGCUUUGCUCCUAACGCAUCCGAAAAUUAAAGACGCUGCCGUUAUUGGUAUUCCUGAUGAAGCAUCUGGUGAACUUCCGAUGGCAUUUGUUGUUAAACACGGAACUGACAAUUUGACUCAGAAGGAGGUUAUGGACUUUAUAUCAGAGCGGGCGUCACCUGCUAAGAGGCUCCAUGGCGGUGUUCGAUUCAUUGAUGAAAUUCCAAAAAAUCCAACUGGAAAGAUAUUGCGUCGUGUAUUGCGCGAUAUGGUGAAGAAUGAGAUUAAGUCGAAAUUGUAAAUAGUAAAUGACCUAUCGGUUAAUGUGUACUUUUUAUAAGGCUAUGAUGUAUCUGAUUUUCCUUUUGUAUUGUGGCUUCCAGUGUUUAUGUAUUGUGCAAGACUAAAGAUGGUGAUUUGUGUAUCUAAACUUUGUGGUUUUGGUUGUAUAGCAAUUCCCUACAUUGUCAUUUUCCUCUCCUCCACUUGUGAGUUAAAGAUUUAUGGAUUUUUUAUAUUAGGUCUUUUUAGAAGAACGAAAAAAAAUGUGGGUAUAUUUCGAUGAUUUUUUUAAAGAAAUGACAUGAUUAAUUCAAGUUACUUAACAUGUUUCCAAGAAUCCACCCCCGGAGCUACUUCAGUUUCGAUUAACAAUUGUUCUGAUCGCUUGAUGCCUUCCGCGCCGACUUUAAGACAUAGCUAAUUAUUAAUUAGGGUAAAGUACCAAUGAUUGUUCCGUACGCUUACGAAAUACAAAUCUUUAAAUUUGUUAAA